AUGAAUAAUUUUACUUUAUUAAAAUAUUUAUUUAUAUAUAUACAGAUAUGGUUUAUCUUAUUAUAUGUUAUACAUUACUGUCAUGGUAGUGAUAAUACAACAUUCUCCAACUCAAAUAAUAUAACAAAAGAAGUUAAAAGUCACUAUGAUUUUGAAAAAAAAGUAAGACAAUUUUAUAAUAAUGGAACAAAUAAAAAGGUAAUGUUAUUCAACUAUGAAUUUAUUAAUCUUAAACUACUACCAAAUAAUUCACAAAGUAGAAACCACCUAAAUAAAUAUGUUUAUAACUCCAAAAAAAUUUUGAAAACUUUUCUUUUAAGAAACUACUGUUCAAAAAUAAGUAGUUAUAUUAAAACAAGAUAUAAUUGGCUUGAUGUAUCUAGAAACUGGCAAGAACGUUUAUAUAGAUAUGGAUAUUGGAUCUGCUUAAGAGAUACUGGAGCAGGAGGAGAUUGUUUAUAUAGUUCAGUAAUAUCAGCAUUAGACCUCAAAAAUAUAACAGUAACUGAUUUACGUAAAAAAGUUGCAAAUAAUUUUGUUGGUUUUAAAAAUGAAGAAAUUAAAGCUAUAAGUGAAAAUUAUACAUCUAAUUUAUUUAAAUAUCAAAAAUUAAAUAAAGAAGAGAGUAUAAUACACAUUAUAGAAAAUAACUGGGAUAGUGUAUCAUUCAUAGAUAAAUUAAAAAUGAUGUCUUAUCAAGAGCUAUCUGGUAUAUGGGAUGAUCCUUGGUCACCGACAAAUAUAUUAAAUAAUAAUCAAUUAGAAAAUAGAAAUAUAACAACACCUUUCUUAAAAGCUAUAAUGGUUCGUGAUAAAUUAUCAAUACCUGGGAAUAUUCAUUGGGGUACAGAAUUAGAUAUUAAUAGUUUAGAAGAGAUUUUAAAUAUACAGAUCUUGCUAUUUUGGAAAGAAAGGGGUAUUUUCUAUCCAAUAAUAAAUGUUAAUUCAAAUGCAGAUUAUAUAAUAUUACUAUAUUAUGAUGGAGUAAUUCAACAUUUUCAGGUAAUUGGAAUAAAAAAAGUUACAUCAAAUUUAAAUGAAGAUUUCGUUUCAAAAUUUACAAGUUAUUCUUUACCUAGAAUAAUAAGAUAUCUUAUUAAAAAUGAUACAAAAAAAGACUUAGAACCAAAACAAUCUAUUUAA
Molecule: messenger RNA, 1143 nt
Organism: Cryptosporidium muris RN66
Lineage: Eukaryota; Apicomplexa; Conoidasida; Eucoccidiorida; Cryptosporidiidae
Exons: 1
Coding region: 1-1143 (380 amino acids)
Source: RefSeq, a predicted model, not a curated record